UCUCGCGAGACUUGCUCCACAGCGCCGCCUUGUUUCCAGCGGCGGAGCUGCGGCUGGAGCUCAGUCUGGGGCUAAUGAAGCCCCUCCACAAACAGCUCCACAAACACUCUGAGCCCGUGUGGCCGCUUUUCUGCGCCUCGGGCCUCCUCACGCCCCGAACACUGCACCUCCCCGCCGCUCCGAGCCCCUGUGCCCCGCUCCGGCCCCGCGGAGCAGCCCGGGACCGCCGCGAGAGCUCCGCUAAUCCCCGGGACAGCGGUGCGGCCUGCUGCUGUACCCGGCUCAGAGCGCUCCUCAGGCGGACACCGCGCUCAGGAAAACCCGCGGCUUCUGCUGGAUCUGCGUCUGUUCCGCCGCUGUGUUUGUUCGGACUCUGAAUUCAGCCCAGUUCUGUUUAUCGUGACUUAACUUAUUUUGGUGAGUUUUACCGCGCGGCUGCGUGGUUUUAUUCCCCGGAGAAGAGCGUUUAAACCCGGGGCGGCCUGUUUUGUUUUUACCGUGAAAGGUGGAACAAUAACACGGAGCUGCACGGCUGCACGCACCCUGCACACCCGGGGAGGAGGACACAUGCACGGGGCAGCGGGAGAGAGCCGCACGCCUCUGGGACACGGAACCACACGGACAAACACGGGGGGAUAAAUACUGCGUGGAGGAGGAGGAUGCUUGGAGCUACGUUUUGCACCGAAGGGUCAAUUAAACAUUCAGUGGCUAACGAGGAUUAAAGGCCACGAAAUGCAUUGACUUUUGGUGUUUUUGCGGUAAAGAUUGGACGGUUCUUUGCGUUUUACGUGGCGUUUGUGGCGUACGGCAGGUGCACACACAUAAGGAUGGAUCAGACUGGUCCUGAGUGAUGCUGCGUGGACGUGUCUCACUAAACGGAGCUACUUUUCUGAUCUAAACUUUAAAACUGCCUCUAUGCUCCCAGAAAAGCCACCAGAUUCUAUUCGCGUUGCCCACUCGAUACUCGCAGGGGUUUGCACGGUUGUUUUUAUCGUUUUAAACCAAGCGGAAAUUGUGCUUCUGUAGCUGGAAAAGGCUUUUGUUUUGAAAGGGCGCUCCGGAUGCGCGCUCUUUACGGUUAAUCGUGGACUUGACACGUGAUUUCAACCUAAACAAAAACAACCAAGCGAAUGGAGAUAAGUUUUACGGGAGCGGAACACUGGAUACACCGUGCGUAAUUCUCGUUCCAAACCGCUUUACGCACGAACGGAGACUGGCAUGGAGAGGUGCGCCGCCGGAGCCCGUGCGUAAAAGUGCCGCCGCGGAUGGCCGGUUCCUCGUGUCCGUGGGCAGAGGCUCGUGUCCGCGUGUGAGGCUCCGGGGGUAGACAUGAACCCAGUGAACGCCACGGCCCUGUUCGUGUCCGCGGCCCGGUCCGCGCUGCAGUGCGACCCGCGGGACCCCCGAGCCCUCGCCGAGCUCUGCAAACUGCUCCCGUUCUUCCGCCAGUCCCUGUCCUGCCUGGUCUGCGGUAACCUCCUGUGUGAGCCGGUGGCGCCGGUCGACUCGUCGUGUCAGCAUUACGUGUGUUUGGGUUGUAAAGGUCGGCGGAUGCAGCUUCGCCCGUCGUGCAGUUGGUGUAAAGAUUAUUCUCGCUUUGAGCACAACCGUCAGCUGUCGCUGCUCGUGAGCUGCUACAGACGUUUGUGCGCCUACGUGGCCCAGUCGCCCCUCGCCCCCCACAUCGCCGCCGCCGCCUCGCACUCCCCCGACCUGCAGGCGGCGCUCUGCGAGGGGAGAGAGAUGUGGCAGGAGCAGGAGGAGGAGGAGGGGGAGGAGCCGGACGUGCAGGACGAGGCCCCGCCCCUGCACGAGGCCCCGCCCCUGCAGGAGGUGAAGGAGGAGCCCAACUUUGUGAACGGACACGACUGUAACGGCCUGUCCCCGGGGCCCGGACCGCGGGAAGUCUGCAUCGCCACGGCGACGGGCGGGGGGGCGGGGCUUUCUGAAAUCAUGGACGAGGGGGAGGGGCCUCUGCUGCUGAGCGUGGAGGAGGUGCUUCGGACUCUGGACCCGCCCCCUUUGAACGGACAAGCUCUCCUCCAAUCGGAACCGGCGCCCGUGACGCUCAGCCAAUCACAGCCCAGCCCCGCCCACUGCGCGCAGCUCUUCGUCCAAUCAGAAAACUCCCCUGUCCUGGCGCCGUUCCGUUGCCAUCGGAAACGCUCGCGUUCGGAGAGCGACAGUCAGAAGGUGGCGCCGGUGUCACUGAGCGCGCUCCGUGACCCCGAGGCCACGCCCCCUGACCUCGCCCCCGUCCCCAACGGAGGCCCCCCCCGGGCGGGUAAAGCUCUGCCAGCGCCGCGGCCCCUGAAGAAAACCACAGAGCAUCACAGCGCGCCUAAAAAGGCCUGUACCAAAGCCCGACAGCAGGGGGCGCCCAGACCCCGCCCCCAGCCCCGCAUCCCCCCCCUGCCCCUGCCACUGCCCCUGUCGCACCCGCCGUCCCCCUCCCUCCCCCCCAAACCCAUCUACAAGAAAACCCACGAGAAGAAAGGCUGCAAGUGCGGCCGCGCCACCCAGAACCCCUCAGUGCUCACCUGCAGGGGGCAGCGCUGCCCCUGCUACUCCAACCGCAAGGCGUGUCUGGACUGUAUCUGCCGCGGUUGUCAGAACUCGUACAUGGCAAAUGGCGAGAAGAAGCUGGAGGCGUUCGCCGUCCCGGAGAAGGCGCUGGAACAGACCCGACUGACUCUGGGCAUAAACCUGAGCAGCAUCACGGCGCUGCGUAACCCCGCGACCGCCGCCCCCGCCAACGCCAUCAUCACCGCGGCGACGGGGGCCCCGGUGACCGCCUCGUUCCUGUCGUCGGGGGCGGGGCACGAGGCCCGGGUCUUUGACUGGAGCUCCGGUUUGACUGCCGAGGAGGAGCUCUGAUUGGACGAUACGCGGAUGAGCUCUCGUGUGAUUGGUGGACGCGCACAUUCCCCCGCCUCCCCAGGGUCACGUGAUCUGGAGGGAGGGAGCCAGAACGCCGCGGCAACAGAAGCAAACGCGCCAAUAAGACACACCAUGAAUUUUGGACUUCUGGUCACCGCGCAUGCAAACUGAGAAGGAUUCUCUGAGAAAGUGAGCGUCAAACCUCCAUGUUUGUUUUCCCAGUGGGAUGUUUCUUUUGUCAAAGUCGAUCUUUUCAAGUCUUUUGAACCAUUUCACUUUUGUUUCUGGUUCUGAUAUUGUCAUAUUUUUGGGAUUGGGACGUCGUAAUUGUGUGGUUGUUGGAUCCUAACAGCGGAAAACGACUCGAGAA
Boleophthalmus pectinirostris (great blue-spotted mudskipper) is the source of this 3250-nucleotide messenger RNA. RefSeq names its product MSL complex subunit 2b (gene msl2b). NCBI's taxonomy places the organism in Eukaryota, Metazoa, Chordata, Actinopteri, Gobiiformes, Gobiidae. Gene Ontology annotation, cellular component: MSL complex. The transcript has 4 exons. Gene Ontology annotation, molecular function: ubiquitin protein ligase activity. The record is from RefSeq and is a predicted model, not a curated record. Bases 1330 to 2877 code for a protein of 515 amino acids.